AUGCACACCAUACAACAAGCUUAUUCGGCCAAGAUCUACUACAGCUUCUUGUUGGGGGGAAGUCUCUGGAGCAGGUUCAUGACCGCUCGCUACCCAGAUGAAAACGUGAGGGCUUCAGAUUCGUUAAUACGGCGCAGGAUGUGGACCAUGAAAGCCUUUGUGGAGGAUAAUCUCAUGUCAUCUGCAGAAUCCAUAAUCUGGGCUCCAUCUACAUAUGGGGACUUCACUCUGUCCUCAGCCUACGAUUUUUUGCGACCAAAGAGGGGACGUUGUCUUUCGUCGGCCAGCAUUUGGGGAAGGUUUAUUCCAUCUAAAAUCUCAGUUUUUAUGUGGAAGCUACUGAGGAGGCUCCUGCCUUUCCCUGAUGUCAUUGAGAGAUUUGGUUACUGUGUGCCUUCUGUUUGUCCGUUUUGUGUUGCUGCAAGUGCAAGCCUGGAGCAUUGUCUGUUUGGCUGUAACGAAGCACAGAGAGUGUGGACUUUUUUCAGCAGAUUAUCCGGAUUAAAUCUGGGCAACUCAUCCACCAUUCGUACUGCCUGUCAUGCAUGGUGGCUCCUGGCUGCUCCAGAUUCUGCGGUGGGAAGCUUUUCAUGCCUGUUGCCUUGCCUUAUUCUCUGGUUCUUAUGGGUGGCAUACACAGAUUGCCUCUACAACGGGUCUAGGUACUCGUCUUCAGAAGUUAUUAGGAAGAUCAAAAGGGAAUCCUAUCUCAUCUCUUUAGCCUGUCCACCUCGCAACAUGGGAGCAUUUGGAUUUUGUCUUCAAGCUGAAGGCUUGAUUGCCAGAUUUGCUAUCCCCCGCGGCGUACGACACAGUGGGUCAAGUGUUGGUGCGGCGGGUGGGGCAUGUCUUCGAGAUUCUCGGGGCCUGUUGGUUGCUGGAAUCUGCUUCCGUUUGGAUGUCUCUUCCGCUCUUGAGGCUGAAGUGCUAGCUCUGCGGAAAGCCCUACAAUGGUGCGACACUAUGGUGUUACGACCAUAUAUCAUUGAAGUAGACUCUCUUCAGCUUGUCCGUUUGGCCUCCUCUUCGGACGCGAUGCCAUGGAAACUCCAAGAAGCUAUGUUUUACAUACGGACGUACGUUGCGGCUUGGGGUGCAGUGAUUAAACAUGCUUAUCGGGAAGCAAACAGCGUAGCAGAUGCCCUUGCGGCAGAAGGCUUAGUCGCUAUUACUCCCUCCAUCUUUCGCUCCUUUAAUGCUUUGCCUACCAAAGCCAAAUUGGCUCUCUUGUAUGAUUACAGGGGGUUUACUGCCUGCCGAACUAUUCCUCAAUAA
Messenger RNA from Ipomoea nil (Japanese morning glory), 1275 nucleotides. RefSeq lists its product as uncharacterized. The coding region runs from base 1 to 1275 and encodes 424 amino acids. The record is from RefSeq and is a predicted model, not a curated record. Gene Ontology annotation, molecular function: RNA-DNA hybrid ribonuclease activity; nucleic acid binding. The transcript has 2 exons. NCBI's taxonomy places the organism in Eukaryota, Viridiplantae, Streptophyta, Magnoliopsida, Solanales, Convolvulaceae.